AUGAAUGUUGUGCGCGAAAUCAACAAGAUCAAUGAGCGUGAACUCGAGCUUGGUUCGUCCACCGCAUCGUGGCAUGAUGAAUACAAGGAUUCUGCGUACAUAUUCAUUGGGGGCCUGCAUUUUGACCUGACUGAAGGCGAUGUCAUCACAAUCUUUUCUCAAUAUGGGGAAGUGAUGGAUGUUAAUUUGCCAAGAGACAAAGAGACAGGAAAGACAAAAGGUUUUGGAUUUCUCAUGUACGAAGACCAACGCUCUACGAUCCUUGCAGUCGACAACUUGAAUGGUGCGAAGGUUUUGGAGCGAACGCUACGUGUUGAUCAUGUUAGGAAUUACAAACAACCUAAAGUCAAAGGCGAAGAUGGCGAAUGGCAGGAGCGGGAAGAACAAAGCCUCAACGCUAAACCGCAGUUGACCAUGGAUGAAGCCUCGUCCGAGUCAUCUGAAUCGUCCGGACCUGAGAUAGAUCCCGAAGAUCCUAUGGCAGCUUACUUACUUGAAAAGCGCAAAGAGGAGAAAGCUAAGAAGAAGAGCAAGAAGUCAAAAUCAAAAGGGAAACAUAAGGAUGAAACGCCUGAGGAGCGAAGGGCAAGGAAGGAGAAACGGAGAGAGAAGAAGGCACUGAAGGCUUCCAAAAAAUCCGCUGGCCUCAGAGGCGUUGAGGAACUGAUUCAAAGCUGGAAUGCCGAUCGCCCCACUAGGAGACCCCAAAGUCGAAGUCGAAGCAAGUCCCCUCGACCUCGAAAGUCUUUCAGUCCCGAUCAUCGUUCUCGAGAUGAUCACAAACAAGGCAUGCGCAAUGAGCCACAUCACCCCGACUCCUCGACGGAUCUAAGUGGCCGUGAACGCCGCCCACGUAGAUAUUCCCAUGAGCGGGACGAUAUUGACAAAGCGACCGAACAGACGAAGAUCGUUCUUUCCGAUACCGUAGCAACCGCAGAGACGGCUACUCACGAUUAUCACCCCGAAGGUGAAGUCAUGAUGCUGCCAGCAGAGCAACUUCUGGUGCUUGUCUUGAACUCCCAGCUUAAAACCCCCGUACGGUAUACGUUAUCGAGGGCGUGUGGACUUACGGUUAUCGAAGGAUAG
Fomitiporia mediterranea MF3/22 is the source of this 1086-nucleotide messenger RNA. RefSeq lists its product as uncharacterized. NCBI's taxonomy places the organism in Eukaryota, Fungi, Basidiomycota, Agaricomycetes, Hymenochaetales, Hymenochaetaceae. Gene Ontology annotation, molecular function: RNA binding. Gene Ontology annotation, biological process: mRNA splicing, via spliceosome. The record is from RefSeq and is a predicted model, not a curated record. The transcript is spliced from 7 exons. The coding region runs from base 1 to 1086 and encodes 361 amino acids. Gene Ontology annotation, cellular component: catalytic step 2 spliceosome; U2 snRNP; precatalytic spliceosome.